Molecule: messenger RNA, 1113 nt
Organism: Ictalurus furcatus (blue catfish)
Lineage: Eukaryota; Metazoa; Chordata; Actinopteri; Siluriformes; Ictaluridae
Gene: wnt2ba
Product: wingless-type MMTV integration site family, member 2Ba
Exons: 5
Coding region: 69-1094 (341 amino acids)
Biological process (GO): neuron differentiation; canonical Wnt signaling pathway; multicellular organism development
Cellular component (GO): extracellular region
Molecular function (GO): frizzled binding; cytokine activity
Source: RefSeq, a predicted model, not a curated record
GGAGGUCGGGAAGUAGCGGACCUGAGAGAGCGCAGGGGAUCUGCCUGCCCUUCAUCCUGCUGCUGCUCAUGUUCACUCCGAGCGUGGACUCGUCCUGGUGGUACAUUGGUGCACUUGGUGCACGGGUCAUAUGUGACAACAUUCCUGGCCUGGUCAACAAGCAGCGGCAGUUGUGCCAGAGACACCCAGACUUAAUGCAGUCAAUUGGUGAGGGAGCCAAGGAAUGGAUUCACGAGUGUCAACACCAGUUCCAGCACCAUCGCUGGAACUGUAGCACGCUGGAACGUGACCACACUGUCUUUGGCCGCGUCAUGCUCCGAAGUAGCCGUGAGGCAGCAUUUGUGUAUGCAAUCUCCUCUGCUGGAGUGGUGUAUGCACUCACUCGAGCCUGCAGCCUGGGGGAGCUCAAGAGCUGCAGUUGUGACACCCACAAGAGAGGAAGAGCACAUGAUGAAAUGGGUGACUUUGACUGGGGUGGCUGUAGCGACAACGUGAAUUAUGGUAUCAAGUUCGCCAAAGCUUUUGUGGAUGCCAGGGAGAGAAUGGUAAAAGAUGCCCGAGCACUGAUGAACCUGCACAACAACCGCUGUGGCAGAAUGGCAGUGAAGCGCUUCAUGAAGCUGGAAUGCAAGUGUCAUGGUGUCAGCGGCUCAUGCGCUCUGCGGACAUGUUGGCUUGCUAUGUCUGAUUUCCGGCGCACAGGAGAUUACUUGAGGAAGAAGUACAACAUGGCGGUGGAGGUCACAAUGAACCAGGAUGGCACAGGGUUUAUGGCUGCAGGCAGGAACUUCAAAGGUACAACGAAAAACGAACUGGUGUACGUGGAAAACUCUCCAGACUAUUGCCUCAUGGACCGAACAGCAGGUUCUCUAGGCACAGCAGGGAGGGUGUGCAAUAAAUCUUCCAAGGGCAUGGACGGCUGUGAAGUUAUGUGCUGUGGUCGUGGAUACGACACCACACGAGUCAAACGGGUCACCAAGUGCGAGUGCAGAUUCAAGUGGUGUUGCUCGGUCGAGUGCCAAGACUGUGAAGACACCGUGGAUGUUCACACUUGCAAACCGCACAAGCGCCCAGAUUGGCUAGAUCUUACUUGACUUCUGUGGGUGUGGCCAA